UUUUUAGUUACACAUUUCUUACGUAAUUGACGCUAGCUGUUUGCCUUUGUAAACGGUGUUUGUUAUUUAUUAUAACAAAUAUGACGUGUAAUAUAUAGUUGUGUUUCUCCCAAGCAAGUAGUAAACCAUUCCUGUGGUCGCUUUUCACCGGAUCAUCAAUCACAAGUGAUCUGUAAAAGUCUGUUCUGCUCAUGGCUCCAAUCUGGACCGAUGUUCGAGCUGUUUUGCCCUCGACAGUGUCUGAAUUCCCACUUCACUUCAGCGAAGAGACUGAAUUCAGUGUGUUGAAGGUUCUCGAGCUGGCUAGAGAUCAGCUGUACAGUGAAGCAGAUUGCCCAGCCUCUGCUGAAAGAGCUCAGGUCAUUAUCGAUUACUCCUGGGAGAAGCUCAACACUGGGACAUGGAGAGAUGUGGACAAGGAGUGGAGGAGAGUUUACUCCUAUGGCUGCUUAUUCAAAGUCUUAAGUUUAUGUCAUGGAAAUCCAUCUCAAUAUAAUAUCCAAGAGGCCAUUAAAACAUGUGACAUGGGUCUGUUAAUGGGAGCAGCCAUCAUGGACAACAUUCUGCAAAGGAUUGUUGGUGUCUUAAGAAAUAAAAUGAAAAGCAAGAGUCCAAACAAAGCGCAGAGGAGUGAAGAACCCUGUUCAAAGAAAAUGAAACUGGACUGUGUCUCCGAGCCUGUAAUAAACCCUGCACAAGCAGUGCCUAGGAUUCAUUGUCCAUCCCUGGAGCGCUUCAGAUCAGAUUUCCUGGAUCCUCAGAAGCCUGUGAUUAUAGAGGGAAUAACUGACCACUGGCCAGCCUUAACAGAGCAUUCAUGGAGCAUAGACUACUUACGAACUAUCGCUGGCUGCCGGACGGUACCUAUUGAAGUGGGAUCCAAGUACACUGAUGAAGAGUGGUCACAAAAGCUCAUUACAAUGAAUGACUUCAUAGACCGCUACAUUAUAGGAACAGCGGAGGAUGGAGUGGGAUAUCUAGCUCAGCAUCAGUUGUUUGAUCAGGUUCCAGAACUGAAAGAAGAUAUUCGCAUCCCAGACUAUUGUUGUCUUGGAGAGGGAGAUGAGGAUGACAUUACAAUUAAUGCCUGGUUUGGGCCUGGAGGGACUGUGUCUCCUCUCCAUCAGGAUCUUCAACAGAAUUGUUUGGCACAGGUGGUUGGAAGGAAAUACAUCCGGCUCUACAGCCCAGAUGAAACAAAAAAUCUCUAUCCACAUCAGUCGCAGCUACUACACAACACCAGUCAGGUGGAAGUGGAGAAUGCAGACCUGGUGAAGUUCCCAGACUUCUCUAAAGCCUCUUAUCAGGAGUGUGUUCUCCAGCCCAGAGAUGUCCUCUUCAUCCCUCAACAGCACUGGCAUUAUGUGCGCUCUCUAGAGCUCAGCUUUUCUGUCAGUUUUUGGUGGUCCUAAUUUGUAGAGAAUAAAACAACGUGCCCAGUGUGUGCUGUCAAGUCUUAUAACAGUCUUUAUUUGUACAAACGCCAAAUGUG
Messenger RNA from Sinocyclocheilus rhinocerous, 1492 nucleotides. RefSeq names its product lysine-specific demethylase 8-like. Gene Ontology annotation, molecular function: histone H3K36 demethylase activity. Bases 192 to 1412 code for a protein of 406 amino acids. Lineage: Eukaryota; Metazoa; Chordata; Actinopteri; Cypriniformes; Cyprinidae. The record is from RefSeq and is a predicted model, not a curated record. The transcript has 7 exons. Gene Ontology annotation, cellular component: nucleus.